AUAUAAGACAGACGACGUCCUAUCACAAAGCGCAGUGUUAGAUUACCACCUCGACGUCAACAACGAGCAUCGUGUUAUUGGCGAAGUCUACGGUGCCGCUACAUUCAGUGACCUAUCGGAUACACGAAUCAAUACCACCGCUCGAAUUUCCAUAGUACCGUUCCGCGACUCGCGAGAAAUCCGAAUAUUCGCCAUGGAUACCAUGUGGACUACCGAUCACGAGAAUUCGGCCGGUCUCGGGGUCGCCAAGACCGGGACGAACUUCGCAAACGAUAUCCCGAAAAUGUCCAAGUACACGCUGGCGGACACGGAGGCGAAAACCUACAGCAUGGAUUAUCACAUUCAAGUCGUCACGAAAGACGACAAGCUUAGGAUACUGAAGUUCCUCAGGCGGUUCUUCUUCAGGGACGAACCGCUUAAUCACUCGAUCCAGCUGAUACCGGAGAGCGAGGACAGCACCUGCCUCGAGUUGGAGGAGUAUUGCAGUUCGUCCUCGAUGGAAAACAAUCUCAGUUUGAUGGCGGUCUCGACCAACGGCGCCAUAGUAGGCGUUACGUUGAACGGGAAAAUGGAGCCGUCGAACGACGACGAACCGGAGUACAUAGAGGCCUGCAAGAACCCAAAAUUUAAGAAGAUCCUGAGGCUACUGAAUUACGUGGACAGGAACGUGAACCGGGACGGACAGUACCGGGGGUUGAACACCCUCGAGAUCAGGAUAAUCUCCGUGGACACCAACUGGAGGGGUAAAGGAAUCGCGAAAGCUCUUCUGGAAAAGACGAUGGAGAUCGGGAGAGAGAAAGGAUUUCACAUUGUUCGAGCUGAUUGUUCCUCUUUCUUCUCCGGAAAACUAUGCGCCGGUCUUGGAUUCGAAGCGAUUUACAAACUACCUUAUGCGGAAUACGUUGACGAGGACGGGAAACCUGUAUUCUCACCAAUGCUGCCGCACGCGGCGAUUGUUACGUAUAUUAAGAAACUGUAAAGGAUGGCACGAUCGGUUUUUUAUCGCCGGGUACCUGUUGAAAAUGUCCAAAAUGACUUCGAGAAACGCACUCCUAAAACACACAUAUACGUUUUUCGAUGACUAUUCAGAUGCGUUCUUUCUUUCAGCCUUUUUUAAGGUUUCAUUUAUUUAUUUAUUACUUUUGUACGGAACCAUUUAGCGAUCGGAUGUACUACUCGUAACGUUGUAUCUUUCACUGUUGGAGAUUGUGGAAGUAUCGAUGAGUUACUACAGUUUUUUUUUGGAUGUAUGCACAUAUUUGAAGCGAUUUGCUCUCGUACGAGUAAUUUUUUAACGCCGUCACUAUUGUCCAGUGAUGCGCAUAACUGUGCUCUUUAUGAGAGGAGUCAAAUGCAGUUCAUAUUUUAGAUAUAGCGAUAUGUGGUUUUUGUGAAUUAUCAUAAGCGAAUUAUUACUAUUCCUGUCAAUGUUGAGAAAUUACAAAGUUUACACAACACAAAAUGUAUAGACUUAUGUGCAAUGAACAUUACUGGAAACUUUUUCUGUUUUAUUCAAAAUAAAUGGAACUCCAAAUUA
Molecule: messenger RNA, 1537 nt
Organism: Nomia melanderi (Alkali bee)
Lineage: Eukaryota; Metazoa; Arthropoda; Insecta; Hymenoptera; Halictidae
Product: arylalkylamine N-acetyltransferase 1
Molecular function (GO): N-acetyltransferase activity
Source: RefSeq, a predicted model, not a curated record